AAGCAGUGUGAAUUUCAAAUGCUUAUUUACCAAUUUUUAGUCAAUGAUAAGAAAUACAUUACACUGCGCAGUGUAUUUCAGGCGUCAAUCUAUAGAAAAAGUUAUAAUUUCGUUGUACAGCAUGUCAAAUUCUUAGUAAUGUGCACCAUGCAUCGCUUAAUUAAUAUAACCUUUAUUAAUGUAGCCUUAUCAGGGCUUAACAUGAAAGGAGAAUAGGCUAAAGUAAUUCAAAUAUGACGCCAGUUUCCUUACAGCGACUACGAAGACUUUACAAACCCUGAAUUGGCAGCCUGGCCACAACAUGUCCCUGCGACAAGACCUCGUCCCCUCUGACUGGAAAAUGGAUUGCGUAACACCGAUUUUUAAGAAUUAUUGGUCCAUUAGUCUGACUUCACUAGUAGGUUACGGAAACGAGGACUUGCGCACUCCCUCCCCUUUAAUUGCCAUCAUCAGGCUCCGAGUCGCCCUCCGUGAACGACUCGCUGAUGGGGACAGAGCUGGGCGGAAACACAGCCGGCAUCGAUGCCCUGGAGGGAGGACUGUCAUCGGAGCAGGGUUCGGUGAUGUGUGGUGGUGGCACGGUGCGGCGGUGGUGCUGUGGUGGCGAGUGCUGGGCCUCCUCAGGGGCCCCAGCGACGUGGCCUCCCCCCAGAACCUCGCCCAGAUCUUGAAGCAUUUUUCAGAGCUCAUGGAGACACCGGUGAAGAAGGUGAUCAACGCGCUGGUGGCCGAGUGUGGGUCUGCAACUGGCUUCUUCUCGCUGGGUCUGCCGGGGUCUUCAGUACCCACCCAUGACUCCAUCUUGGCCACCAACACCGUCACCACCUCCACCGAUGCCAAAGUUCAAUCACCUAAGAUGGAAGUCCUGGGUCUCUGCCUGGGUCCCUGCUGCCGCUGUGGUCACUGUCCCUGCCCCUGCCCGUGCUGCAGCCCUCAGCCUGUGACCUCACCCUCAUGAACUGCUCCGACGUGAAGGAUCACUUGGUGAACGUGCUGCUGAAGAGUAGAAAGUGUGACGGGUGGUGGCGGACAAGAUCGUUGGCCCACUCCACCUUGGCCAUCCAAUUCUACCACGAGUUGGUCCACCAGACACUCCACACCAAUGUUAACAAGGCCAUCAGUGUGCUCCAGGCAUACCUUAAGCUAACAGUGGGUGCCCACGGCACCUUCGCCGUCCCGGUGAAUGGAGCAGCCAGCCCAGGAGCCAUGAGACAUCACCUCGCCGGCAGAUAAGUCAUCCCUCAAUGCCUGUAACCACCACCUCCUCAGUCAUAUUGGGAAGCUCCUUUUAAUUUAUUUUCCCCAACACACACACUAGUUAGGAUGGGUGUCAAAUCGUUGUGUUUGUAAGGGGUUUAGCGAUCUUCCCCCCUGUCGUGGCCUCUGUGACGCAUCAAGAUACGUAUGGAAAAGUGCUGAUGUGAGUGUCGCUGGGCGAGCUUCGUGACUGGUAGGAGGAAGGGGAGUGUUGCCGUCGCCUAUAUAUUUAUAAAUGUUUUUCCCGCCUUUGUAUGUAUUGCGUCAUCUUGUAAUAUUGGUAAUAACAGAAUAAUGACAGGGUUGUGACUAUAGAGGCCUCCGUCGCCCUUGGUCCUUUUAAGACUCGCUGUCCCGUCGCCGUUACAGGAUAGGUUGAGAGUUAAAUCGUCCUCCUCCCCCUCCCCCCCCCACCUCUUCAAAGGGGUGGCAGAUUAUUUAUAAAUACCCAGUGUCCUAAUAAACCGAAACCAUAUAAUGUAACACUGCUUGUUUCCUCCCUACCUUACCCCAUAUUCCACGUUAAUCACUUGUAGGAGUCACCCUUACUCCCUCCUCCUUCGUGUCAUAACACGCUACCGAAAUUCUUUUUUUUUCUCUUCAUUAACACAGACACGAGGAGAGAGUAGGGUUGUCAGGGUAAUUUAACGUUCUCUUAAUUGUCUUCGACUCCAUUCCACACCGCGAAUUGGUUUCGCGGUUAUUUUUAUUAUUAUGGUUUUUAGUUUUGUUUUCUUGUGAACCCCCACACACUCAGUGGUGCCUUAAAUGAAAAGCAGGACAGCCGAGGGCACCACAGUAGUUCCUCCUUUUCUCCUCACCUGCCUCCUUUACCUCAUCUGUCCACCACACACUCCCUUUCUUUCCUCUUCCACAUGACCCAUAAUCGACUAGUACUUACACAGCUGCCCUGACCACCAAACUCUCAAACACCUCAUGAGCCUCCUUCACUCCUUCACUGUGUUCUUUCUGUACUCUUGCUCUUCCAAGUAUUUCCUCCACUCUCCUAUACAUCUCCCUGUGGCCACUGUCACUUGCGAGUUCCUUCCUACCCUUUUCCCUCUUCCCAUUCCCUCUGAGUCCCCAUUUCUCCUUCAUCCUAAUUUUGGCUACCACCACAACCUUUGCAUCCACUACAUCCCGCCUCAACCUCGUAUCCACAGCUACAUAAUCUAUUACACUCCUCAUGUCACCCCUUGCCCAUGUAUACCCGUGAAUUAGUUUGUGCUGGAAGAAGGUUUUUGCCAGGAACAGAUCCCUCUCGGCACAAACAUCCACCAGGCGUUGUCUCUUCCCGUUCACUCCCUCCACACCCCACUUCCCAGCCACACCACCAAUCUCCCUGUUUCCAACUUUUGCAUUCAUAUCUCCUAACACAAGAAUUCUUCUUUCACUUCCAAAGUUUUUAAACACUGUCCUAAGUCCUCCACACACUCCUGCCUUUCCUUCCCUUACCCUUCACACACACACACACACACACACACACACACACACACACACACACACACACACACACACACACACACACACACACACACACACACACACACACACACACACACACACACACACA
Molecule: messenger RNA, 2830 nt
Organism: Eriocheir sinensis (Chinese mitten crab)
Lineage: Eukaryota; Metazoa; Arthropoda; Malacostraca; Decapoda; Varunidae
Exons: 7
Coding region: 302-958 (218 amino acids)
Source: RefSeq, a predicted model, not a curated record